GUCAAAACUCAACUUCCGGGUCCUGAAACGUUGCAAAACAGACAACCCACCACACAGACACUGGACGUGGAAUACAACCCCACUGCAAAAUUUGAGCUGCAUAUCAUUUGGAAAAUCCGUAUACAGUGAUGACGUCAGAGGUCCUGCAGGUACUACGCGGGGCAAGUAAAGUGGGAUCUGCACUGAUCGCCACCCAAGGGGAACAGCUCCGAUUCAUUGCCUGUAAUUCCUCACUGGCAGCAGGAGUUAAGGUUGCCCAGGAAGCUGUAGAAGGGCUGGUGGGUGCCUUCAUGGGUGGCAGCAAUGUGCAACAGUCAGUCAAGGAGGAUGUAUUUCCUGAUGUGGAGGGCUGGGAGAACAUGGAUGUUGAUGAAGCUGCCAAAUGGGCUGUGGGUUCAGAGUUCUCGCCUGUUGCUGGAGACCACACAGAAACAGAAGCCGGUGCUGCAGGAGUGCCUUCUGGCUCAGGGGCAUCUUCAGCAGGCCCGGGUUGGCCAGGCCAGAACGCACGAUUCCUACACACGACUCUCUCCCUCCAGCCAUUCUUCCGUCAAACCCGAUGUGUCCAUGAUACGGUGGUGACGAGGCUAACACCAGAAGAUAUCAAGAAGGCCAGAGAGGCGAAGCAGGCUUUAGUUAAACCUAUUCGACAGAGGCUGAGUGACCGUGCCAGAGAGAGGACGGUUCCUGCAACAAGAAUCAGCAGGUUGGCUAAUUUUGGAGGACUAGCAGUGGGGCUGGGCAUUGGCGCCAUUGCUGAAGUAGCUAAACAGUCACUGGGAGGCAAACAAAAAGGAGACAAGAAUGCCUUGCUAGACUCUCCUCUCUUGUCGGAAGCCAAUGCGGAGAGAAUUGUCAGUACGUUGUGCAAAGUCCGUGGGGCUGCACUCAAGAUAGGACAGAUGCUGAGCAUACAAGACAACUCUUUCAUCAACCCUCAACUGCAGAAGAUCUUUGAAAGGGUCCGACAGAGCGCAGACUUUAUGCCAACCUGGCAAAUGACUAAAGUAUUAGAGCAAGACCUGGGACCGAACUGGAGGGAGAAGUUGUCGUCUUUUGAGGACAAACCGUUUGCCGCCGCCUCCAUCGGCCAGGUGCAUCAUGGUGUUUUAAAAGAUGGCAGAGAAAUUGCCAUGAAGAUCCAGUACCCUGGAGUGGCGGAAAGCAUUCACAGUGACAUUAACAACCUAAUGUCAGUCCUGAAGAUGAGUGUUGUCCUCCCCGAAGGCCUCUUUGCAGACAGCAGCUUAGAGGUUCUCCAGAGAGAAUUAGCAUGGGAGUGCAACUACGAGAGAGAGGCCGAGUGUGCCAAGAAAUUCAGAUCACUGCUGGAGGGAGAUGACUUUUUCCAGGUUCCUGAGGUGGUUGACGAGUUGUCAGGACGCAGAGUGUUGGCAAUGGAGCUGGUACAGGGGGUUCCAUUAGACUGCUGUGUGGACUUGGACCAGGAGACCAGGAACAAGAUCUGCUUCAACAUCCUCCAGUUGUGUCUCAGGGAGCUUUUUGACUUCAGGUUCAUGCAGACGGAUCCUAACUGGGCCAACUUCUUUUACAACUCUGAAACAAAAAAGGUGAUUCUUUUAGAUUUUGGAGCAUGCAGAAGCUACCCAGAAUCGUUCACAAACGACUACAUAGAGGUGGUGCACGCAGCUUCCGUGGGUGACCGAGCCACAGUUCUUGCCAAAUCCAAAGACCUGAAGUUCCUGACAGGAUUCGAGUCCAAGGCCUUCGAGGACGCUCACGUGGAGGCUGUGAUGAUUCUCGGUGAAGCGUUCGCGUCUUCCGAGCCGUUCGACUUCGGCACCCAGAGCACAACGCAGCGCAUCCAGAGUCUCGUCCCCGUCAUGCUGCGACACCGCCUCACCCCGCCGCCGGAGGAGACCUACUCACUGCACCGUAAGAUGGCGGGGUCCUUCCUCAUCUGCUCCAAGCUGAGGGCCAGCAUAGCAUGCAGAGACAUGUUUUUGGACGUGUACAACGCCUACAACCAGAGGAGACACGCCAAACAGGCAGCACAGUCCAAUGCUUAGACACCUUCCUGGGAGGUCUGCAGAUAAAGGACUUGGAUACAUGAUGGAGUUGUGCGCUAAUGUGCUUAUUAGGGACCGUUUUCAAUUUAUCCAGUCAGAUUGUUGGCUGGCAUCGGCAUUGUGGUUUCAUGACUGUACUGCAACAUAUUGUAAAUAAUGAUUUGAAAAUGAGAUAUAUGUCGGUAAGGCAGGCUGAAGCUGAGAUGGGAUGGUCAUAUUAGCAACAAAAUCUGUAUAAUAAUUCAAAAUAAUUUUUGGAAUGAUGGCUUUAUUUAUGCCUUUUAACUAGCACGUGCAAUUGCUUCGUUCUCAUGACUUGGAAGAUGCUACGUUGUGUUUAAAUUCUCGUAAAUGUACAGUAAGCUGCAACUGACAGAACAUCUAGAGUUGCUUUCUAUUAUGUUGACUCCAUGGACAACACAUGCCUUACACUACGAUAUAUAUUUCAGUGCAAUAUUGCAUCUACUGUAACCUAUAAGGCCUUGUGUUUUCAUUUUUAAUGUAAAAUAAAGAUUUAUGUCUAUAAAUGAGCUUUACUGGGAAGCCAAGAUUGUUUUCUGCAUUGAUCUGUCUGGGACAGUUUUAGACAUAUUUGAGAAAUAAUCAUUAAGUGGAGUCCAUUAAAGAUUUUGGUGCAUUAAAAGACCUUGCCUCAAG
Molecule: messenger RNA, 2687 nt
Organism: Doryrhamphus excisus (bluestripe pipefish)
Lineage: Eukaryota; Metazoa; Chordata; Actinopteri; Syngnathiformes; Syngnathidae
Source: RefSeq, a predicted model, not a curated record